Messenger RNA from Eimeria mitis, 1869 nucleotides. Its product is annotated as WD-40 repeat-containing protein, putative. Bases 1 to 1869 code for a protein of 622 amino acids. Gene Ontology annotation, molecular function: protein binding. The transcript is spliced from 11 exons. The record is from RefSeq and is a predicted model, not a curated record. Lineage: Eukaryota; Apicomplexa; Conoidasida; Eucoccidiorida; Eimeriidae.
AUGCUGCUGCUGCUGUUUCUUCUGCAGCUGUAUGAGCAGCAGCAACAGCAUCAGCAGCAGCAGCAACAGCAGCAACAGCAACAGCGGCAGCAGCAGCAGCAGCACCACAAUCACGACAAACAGCACCAGCAACAGCAGUGCCACCAAAAGCGCCCACAUCAGCAGCAGCACCAGCAGUAUCAGCAGCAGCAUCAGAACUUGCAGCAAUCGCAGCAGCAGCACUACCACUACCAGCAGCAGCAGAACCUGCAACAGCAGCAGCAGCAGCAGCAGCAGCAGCAGCAGCAGCAGCAGUGUGUAUGUGUGUGCAGCCUGAAGGUCUCUUGGAGCUGUCACGUGGGUGUGCCUUGCGGGGACGGAGUGGACGGCGUAGCAGCAGCAUCAUCAACAGCAGCAGCAACAACAGCAGCAGCAGCAGCAGCAGCGUGGCGAGCUGUAUCUGCAGACUUUGCUGCUGAUGGUUCUCUGCUGCUGCUUGCUGCUGUUGGCGGUGCUGAGGGAAAUGCAGCCAAGCUGCUGCUGAUAGACCUCAAGACAGGAUGCGUAUCUCGUACUUAUGAAUGCCCUGAAGGCGGCAUCUCCUGCGCUCUCUUUGUUGCUCUGUCAACAGCAGAAUGCCUCGUUGGUGGUGCUGAAGCAGAUGCCUGCGUCCGUCUGUGGGACCUGAAUAGUAAUAAAUUUGUUUGUUCAUAUCCUCUGCCUGCACCGCUGAUAGGAUGUGAGGGCCUGAUGCGGCAUCCCCGCCAGCGUCUCUUCCUCGCAAGCUGCAGCAACGGGAUGGUUUUGCUGUUCGACUUGAAGCAGAUGCAGCCGUUGGUGAGCAGGGGUUGUUCUGCCUCUGCUGCUGCUGCUGCUGCUGCUGAUGCUGCUGCUGCUGCUGCUGCUGCUGAUGCUGCUGCGGCUCUGCAUGCGUCUCUGUCUUUGUUUGCCUCCGCUUUGAGCGUCCCAGUUUGCCUUCUUUAUGUCUCCUGCCUGCCCCCGGUGUACCUUGUCUCCUCAGUUGCAGCAGCAACAGCAGCAGCAGCAGCAGCAGCUGCUGCUGCUGCUGCUGCACCAGCUGCGGGCAUGCAGUGCAGCAACGUGCGGCCUGCGAUUGCCUUCGAUUGGGAGGGCCUUGUCUUUGCUGUUGCUCGCUCCUCCACUCACCUUCACCUUGUCAACAGCGAGCUCAGCGACCUUCAGGAGUUCUCUGCCUUUGACCUCUCCGCCUCUCUAGGUCCUGGUAGCUCCAUCGCCAGUCUCUGCUUCAGCCCCAACGGCGACGCUAUUGCUGUUGCUACGAGCCGGCAGCAGCUGCUGCUGCUGAACGCCUUUGAGGGCACGACGAUAGCGAGACUAUGCGAGGGGAAUGGAGGAGACGCUCCCGCCCUGGGCCCCUGCUGCCCGGCUUUCUCUGGAAACAGUUUGCUGCUGUUCUGGUCUCGUGACGCUGCUCUUGCUGUCUUUCGCAUACCUUCUGCUGCUGACAGCAGCGCCAAACACCAGCAGCAGCAGCAGCAGCAGCAGCAGCAGCAGCAGCAGCAGCAAACAGAUCUUGACCCAGACCUCCUCGUCGCCAGACACGCGGGACACGCAGAGCCCAUCACCAUCGUCAAGGCCUCCCCUACACACGGCCUCGUCCUGACAGUUGCUGGAGGGGUGGUGGCCUUGUGGCAGCCGGCGGUGCAGCAACAGCAACAGCAGCAACAGCAACAGCAGCAGCAGCAACAGCAGCAGCAGCAACAGCAGCAGCUGCGUGCAGAGGUGAGGGACACUUCGAGGGACAGAAAGCGCAGCCAAGUGACAAAAGACCCACAGUCUCUAGGUGCGAUGCCUGAGCAGCAGCAGCAGCAGCAGCAGCAGCAGCAGCAGCAGGAACAGAGGCAGUAG